This is a messenger RNA of Ambispora leptoticha, 351 nucleotides long. Lineage: Eukaryota; Fungi; Glomeromycota; Glomeromycetes; Archaeosporales; Ambisporaceae. The record is from the annotation of a GenBank genome assembly.
AUGGAAUUAGACAUUAAACAACAAAAAAUCGACAAACUUAUAGAGUACGCAGUUAAUUUACCAGACUUAAUUCUAACAACAUUUAUAGACAUAAUCAAAAAACUUGCACAAACACAAUUAUAUCAACCUCUUAAAAUUCGUUCUGCAGCACGUAAAAUACCCACGAUCACUAAUAAGCAAUUAAAGUUAGCCAUCCAAGAUCGACUUAUGACAAAUAAGAAACAGUAUAAUUCUAAAACUGUUUUAAUGGCUACACAAAUUUGCGAAAUUGGUCAAAUGUCUUAUCGAUCUGCCGUAACUUGCACGAAAAAAGUAAUUGAGUGGCUAAUAGAUGAAGAGCCGGAUAAAUGA